This is a messenger RNA of Gregarina niphandrodes, 1642 nucleotides long. RefSeq lists its product as hypothetical. The transcript has a single exon. The annotation marks the transcript as partial. Lineage: Eukaryota; Apicomplexa; Conoidasida; Eugregarinorida; Gregarinidae. The record is from RefSeq and is a predicted model, not a curated record.
AUGAAGACCGUUGCGUGCGCGUGUCCAAGCGAAACCAGCUUUGGUGAAGUACUGGCAGCGCUUGUGGCCCCGAAUGGAGAGAGAACGCCCCUUACCGAUGACUGCAUAGCUCGCAUGGUGUCAAUAGGUGCCGGAGGAGAGCCAGUUCUCCACUUGGUGGUGCUGGGUCGUGUGGGCGACUAUUUUUCGCAGACGUGUCCGUUAGAGGCUGGGUGCCCACUGGACGUCGACGGGCUGUUUGAGUGGUGGAGGAGGAUGUGCGUUUACCACCCGGAGAAUGAGCCAUAUGCGUCAGUUAAGGCCGCCAAAGGCAUCGAGCGUGCGCUUGCCGGCGUCCUUGCGAAGCACCUUGAGGGUGAAGACUCCUCUACGGUUGAGGGGGUAUGGCUAGAGGCGUUCAACACGAAACCUUCGGAGCAGCAGGCUGUAGACAUAGAACACGAUGCCGCAGACGCAAAAGAGUUGGAAGUCCUUUGUGCAAGAUUGUUGACACCAGCGGAACGGAAGCACCUCUUACCGCAAGUGCCAGCCAGCUGGAUGCUUGCUAUCGACCGGUCGGUCUUCUCGGAGGAGAGUAUUGACGUACCCGAGAAAAUUCAACCAUGGUGGCGGACCACCAAGUGGCGCGUGGGACUUGUUGGAGGCGGAGUCGUGGCCAUUACCACACUCGCAUGCGUGCUCUCGACUACAUUGAGAGCCGAUACGGAAUUGGUGGUUCCGGACGACAAUCUCUCCGAGGUGGAGUUAUCAUCGUUGCAAACGUCAUUGGACGUUUGCAGCAGGGCGUUCAAGGAGACGGCGCAGCGGAUGCAACCGGUGGAAAACACUAACUGGGCAGUACUGGGAGUGUGCGAUGGCUAUGGUGGCCGAUUAGUUUGUGCGGAUCGAGAGCAUAGCCAAGAUCCCUUUUGUCAUUCCUUCGGUCUUCCGACAAAGUUCGAUUUGGCUGACGUGGGCAAGGCGAUCGAGCGUUACCGCGCGCCGCACACGUGUGCGAUCCACUGUAACACCUUGGAAGAAGGUGUAAGUCUUGUCCAACAGAGGACCGCAUUAGAGCUUGCUCCCACCAUUCUGGGGGCAAACGUGACCAAUCUGGGACCCGAUGAACUGGAGGAAUUGGGUAACCAGAUUUGGCAGAAAUUCAAGCAAGGCCCGGAAUGUUUGCAAACGUGUUCCCACAAUGAUGAGUGCCCGAUGGCUCGAUUCAGAGAACCAAUCGUAGACUGCAACUGUACCAUGUCAACUACCGAAUGUACAGGGCAACGGGACAAUCUUGUUAGGCAAGUUGUCCUGUUUGACUUUAAGCCGCAAGCAGAAACCGCGUUGGACACAGAGGUGUUGAAGACGUUCGUGCGCCGACAUGCGUUCGAUGAGUGCUCUGUGAAAUGCUGGGCUUCCGUAGAAAAUGAGGACGUGGAUUAUAUUGACGAAGAGGAUUAUAUUGACGAAGAGGAUUAUGUUGAUGAGUCUACUUCCGAACGGCCGCCGAUGCUUAAUACAACUACCUCCGAGUCGCCAGCGACAAUUAAGAGCACUACCAUGGAGCCGCUGAUACUUGACGGCGAUCUUUCCGAGGUGGAGUUAUCCUCGUUGCAAACGUCGUUGGACGUUUGCAAGCGGGCGUUCAAGGCCACGGCGGAGC